Messenger RNA from Naumovozyma castellii, 1722 nucleotides. It is a transcript of the gene LRE1, whose product is annotated as Lre1p. The record is from RefSeq and is a predicted model, not a curated record. NCBI's taxonomy places the organism in Eukaryota, Fungi, Ascomycota, Saccharomycetes, Saccharomycetales, Saccharomycetaceae. The transcript has a single exon. Bases 1 to 1722 code for a protein of 573 amino acids.
AUGGCUGAUACACAACACUUGCAGGUAAGCCCCAUGGCAAAUAUUUCGACACCUUCCAGGAGAGGCCAUCGUCACAAAAGGUCAUUUGCCAUAUCUGGUGAUUUUGAAUUUUUAAAACAACCUCAAAAUGUAUUACCGGCACCAACUUCAUCUCAAAUAGAAAAGGAAAUGCCAAUGACAUCACAGAAGACUCCGGAAAAUUUACUUCCAGAUGAACCUACUGCCAUUUACCAUCAAUUUACUGUGCCACAACCUGAUUUCUUCAGUAAGACGCCUAAUCGAAAGAAUACUAAUAAUAGCAAUAAUAACACGCACACAUUGACGUCCCCAAGUCCUAGGUUUUUCAUAAGUCAAGAACCUAAAUUUUCAUCUCCAAUAAAAGGUGUUCCUGAUGCUAUUAUUAAUUUAGAUGAUGCUUUGAAAACUAAACCAAGAUCUUUUAAAUCUCAUCGUCGAACAGAAUCUGCCCCCGCAGAUUUAGAAGUUCUCUUACCAGCAAGGCCAUUAUCGACACCAAAUUUAAGAAUUGAAGAGGAGGAAGAACAAGAUACAAAUGUCAGUAAUAAUAAUGGUAUUCCUGACGGAUUAUUAUCCCCGCUUCGGCCCAGAAGUCCCCAUCGUAUUCGUUCUGCAAGAACAGACCCGUCUCUUUCUAUUGGAUCACCCAUUAAAACAAGUAGUAAUGGUAGAACAGCUGAUACAGAAGGUAAUUCUGAUGAUGAAAGCAAUGACAUAGAGAAUACUACACCUGGAGGAGGAAAUUUAAAUAGCAAUUACAAUUCUUUGAAAAUAAAGAGACAGAAGCAAAGAUAUUAUCAUUAUACUAAACAGUUACCUAUGAACAUGAACAACACGAUACAAUCUCAACUAUUAACUGAAAGCAAAUCGACGAAUUCAUUAUUGUCCAAUACUUCAAGAACUCCAGCUUCAUAUGGUAAUACACCUAUGAGGGAUUUACCUACACCUGAUACUCCUGUAUCAUAUGAUAAAGAUAAAACAAGUGCACGUAAUGGAAUACCGACAAGCACGAUGACAACUGGAACAGGAACAAAGGAUAAUUUUGGGUUUAGAAUGAAUGACGGGAGAAGAAGACCCUUAAGCCCCAUUUCACGAACGCAACCGCUGCAGCAGCAACAACAACAACAGCAACAGCAAUUUUCCUCUAGAAAUGGUAAUAAUGGUUCACAUUAUAUGUCUAUGAGAAGAGGAAGUAGUGGGAGUACAGUUGGUUAUACAUCUUUCCGGUUUGAAAGUCGAGAAUAUGAUAUACCAUACGAAGAUGAAUUGAGAAGUACUUCUCACACACCCUCCAUGUCAGGCGAUGAUACUAUAGUAUUUAAGACUGGUGGAAACGAACUUGUGGGUGAUCAAGCAUCAUUGACAUUUAAUGGUCAGUAUUUGCUCUCUCAAGACUUAUUAUUGGGUGAGCCAGGUGACACUGUUGAUUUAUCGUCCAUUUCAUCUCCAGGGAAUAAUAAGGGAAUCAUAGAAGGUUUGAAGGAAUUUUCCAUCGAUUCGACAGCAGUGUCUACAACCACUGAAUCGAUUCACUAUGCGAUUCAAGUGAAAAGUAUUACUAAUGUGACAUCACAUACUACUUCAGUAUCAAAAGAAAAAAAGGGUAGAAGUGUAAGUGAUGGUGUGCUAGAUGCUAAACAGAAAUCUAAAGGGAAGAAUAAAAAGAAAUCCAAAUUAAGCGUUUUCAUGAAUUUCUUUAAAUGA